AUGCUAAUAAGUGGUGAAGCACUGUUGGGAGGACCAACUGCCAGACGGCAGUUCCAGUAUCUUCCAGAGGCACCUCUGUGUGACGAAGAAUGUCGAGGAGCCAUGUCACUGAUGACACAUUCAGCUGAUGAAAACACAGUAAAGAAGAAAAUGAAGCAAACUUUUGCUUAUCGGCAAAGCAUGGUCCUGGACUCACAGUUGUCAAGCAACGUACUGUCAUACCUUCCACGAUUCAAAGAUGUCACAGGAUUGAUCGAACAAGCUUUUGUUCUGAUGUUUGGUGAGGAUGUAUCUGGCAAGCUUCUGGAGAACUGGCCAACAAUGUUCAAGGAGAAGAUAAUCAAGCAGUGCAGAAAGCUUCCAUCUACCACAGACCUGGAUGACCUUCUGUUGGCUGCAGAUCCUCAGAAGGAUGACGCUGGUGGCGCUGAUUUUGGCUGGGAUAGUGACAUUUCUUCUAUUUUGCUGCUUCUGCAUCUUGUUCCACCCACUGCUCAAGGCCGUAAGAAACCAGGGAAGAUGUCAGCAUCUCGAGCAGAAAAACAUCUUGUGGUUUUCAAGAAGAGUGGCACAAGUAUUGAAGAACAUCUCAACACCAUCACUUCGAGCGCUCAGACUUACCUCCUCGCAGUUGGCACCCAAAGGAACAGGAUCAGCCAGUACUUCAUUAUCCUGGACAAGAAUGCCAUCCCUUGUAUGUCUAACUCUUCUUUAAGUGCUUUUGAUGAGUUGUUCAAGGCACAUUUUGUGUUUGGCACAUCAUACCACACCGUGUUGCACAACAUGUACACAUUCAUACAAACCACAGUUUACAAUAUUAAUGUUGGCAAGCUCUCCUACAGAGUCCACCCUCCCACCCAUCACUGA
Messenger RNA from Periophthalmus magnuspinnatus, 867 nucleotides. RefSeq lists its product as uncharacterized. Bases 1 to 867 code for a protein of 288 amino acids. The transcript has 5 exons. NCBI's taxonomy places the organism in Eukaryota, Metazoa, Chordata, Actinopteri, Gobiiformes, Gobiidae. The record is from RefSeq and is a predicted model, not a curated record.